GUGACCUUCAUCAACCGAUGACUAUUUUCCACUAACCACAAAGAUAUCGGCACCCUAUACCUUGUCUUCGGAGCAUGGGCAGGAAUAGUCGGCACCGCACUCAGCCUGUUAAUCCGCGCAGAACUGGGACAACCAGGAACCCUGCUAGGCGACGACCAAAUUUACAAUGUAAUCGUCACCGCCCACGCCUUCGUAAUAAUCUUCUUCAUAGUCAUGCCCAUUAUGAUCGGAGGAUUCGGCAACUGACUAGUCCCCCUUAUGAUCGGCGCCCCCGACAUAGCAUUCCCACGAAUAAAUAACAUAAGCUUUUGACUCCUCCCACCGUCAUUCCUACUGCUAUUGGCCUCAUCUACCGUAGAAGCCGGUGCCGGCACAGGCUGAACUGUCUACCCACCCCUAGCAGGUAACCUAGCCCACGCCGGAGCCUCAGUAGACCUGGCCAUUUUCUCGCUUCACUUGGCCGGUGUUUCCUCCAUCCUUGGGGCUAUUAACUUUAUUACCACAGCCAUCAACAUAAAACCUCCCGCACUCUCACAGUACCAGACCCCACUAUUCGUCUGAUCCGUCCUAAUUACCGCCAUCCUACUCCUCCUAUCACUCCCCGUACUCGCCGCAGGUAUCACAAUACUACUAACCGACCGAAACCUGAACACCACAUUCUUCGACCCCGCCGGAGGGGGUGACCCAAUCCUGUACCAACACCUGUUCUGAUUUUUCGGACACCCAGAAGUCUACAUUCUAAUCUUACCCGGAUUCGGAAUCAUCUCGCACGUAGUCACGUACUACUCAGGCAAAAAAGAACCAUUCGGCUACAUAGGAAUAGUCUGAGCCAUAUUAUCAAUUGGAUUCCUUGGAUUUAUCGUCUGAGCCCAUCACAUAUUUACAGUAGGAAUGGACGUUGAUACCCGAGCCUACUUUACAUCAGCUACUAUAAUCAUUGCCAUCCCCACCGGAAUCAAAGUAUUUAGCUGGCUAGCCACCCUGCACGGAGGAACAAUUAAAUGAGACCCCCCAAUACUAUGAGCCCUAGGAUUUAUUUUCCUAUUUACCAUCGGAGGACUAACAGGAAUCGUCCUUGCAAACUCCUCCCUAGACAUCGCCCUACACGACACAUAUUACGUAGUUGCCCACUUCCACUACGUCCUUUCCAUGGGCGCCGUAUUUGCCAUUCUAGCGGGAUUCACUCACUGAUUCCCACUCCUCACCGGAUUUACCCUGCACCAGACAUGAGCAAAAGCCCACUUCGGAGUAAUAUUCACAGGAGUAAAUCUAACAUUCUUCCCUCAGCACUUCCUAGGCCUAGCAGGAAUGCCCCGACGAUACUCGGACUACCCCGAUGCCUACACACUAUGAAACACCGUUUCCUCCAUCGGCUCCCUAAUCUCAAUAGUAGCCGUAAUUAUACUGAUAUUCAUCAUCUGAGAAGCCUUCUCAGCCAAGCGAAAAGUCCUACAACCAGAGCUAACCGCCACAAACAUUGAAUGAAUCCACGGCUGCCCUCCCCCAUACCACACCUUCGAAGAACCGGCUUUCGUCCAAGUACAAGAAAGG
Cygnus atratus (black swan) is the source of this 1551-nucleotide messenger RNA. Lineage: Eukaryota; Metazoa; Chordata; Aves; Anseriformes; Anatidae. The record is from the annotation of a RefSeq genome assembly.